AUGGCUUCAUCUAAGAGUUGUUGCUUCCCCAUCUUUCUCUACUCCCUCGUUCUGCUCUCCAUGGGAGCAACAACGUCGGCUCAGUCCUUGGAGGUGGCUGCUCCGCUCGUCAGGCCCCCGCUGUCUCUUCCCCCCGGCCGUCGGACGGUGACCUGCACGCUGCGACAGUUCCCGUCCUGCUUCCAGGUCAGAGCCCGCUGCCCCGUGGGGUGUCCCACCAGCUGCUUCAUGGACUGCACCCUCUGCAAGCCGGUCUGCAGUAAGUUCUCUCCUUCACCUUUGACGUGUUCUCCAUGUCCUCUUCCAGCCUCCGUGGCUUCUAAAUCAUAUAACGAUCUCACUCUGGCACCUCUCCCUGGCAUCUUCACCUUCAUAAUCAAAGUUCGCAAGAGAUGAUCUUGCUCAUCUUCUCUCUCUCUACACUUACGUUUUUAUGCGAGUGUGGGAUCGCUGAUGCCGCUCUCGUCUCUCCAUACCGUAACGAAGACUGUGACCGGCCGGGGGCGGUGUGCCAGGACCCCCGUUUUAUCGGCGGCGACGGCAUAACCUUCUACUUCCACGGCCAGAGGGACCGAGACUUCUGCCUCGUCACCGACCGACACCUCCACAUCAACGCCCACUUCAUCGGCAAACGCGUCGGGGCCAACAACCGCGACUUCACCUGGGUGCAAUCCCUCGGUGUCCUCUUCCCCGGCCACCACCUCUUCGUCGGCGCCCGGAAGACAGCAGCUUGGGACGACGCCAUUGACCGCCUUGAGCUCGCCUUCGACGGCGAGCCCAUCAAGCUCCCUCCCGCGGAGGGCGCCGAGUGGCAUAGCCAGACUGCACCGCACAUAUCACUCACGAGGACCCGAGAUGCCAACGGCGUGGCGGUGGGGGUCGUCGCCCAGUUCGCCAUAAAUGCGGUCGUGGUACCCAUCACGGAGGAGGACUCGAAGCGCCAUGGGUACAACAUCACAGACGAGGACUGCUUCGCUCACCUGGACCUGGUUUUCACCUUCUACAAUUUGACGGACGACGUCCACGGCAUCUUGGGACAGACCUACCGGAAGAACAACCCCAGCAGAGCCAGGAUGGACGUGGCGGUGCCGGUCCUCGGCGGCGAGAAGGAGUUCGCCACGUCGGGCAUAUUCUCCACCGACUGUCUCGCCGCCAGAUUCCAGGCCGGCGGAGCUGCGGCGGUCGAAAAGAUGGGAAAGGAGCACGAGAACAUGGGGACGCCAAGGACGACGAUGCAGUGCCACAGCCGCCGCGCCAGCGGAUAUGGGAUGGCCUGCACGCGGUAG
This is a messenger RNA of Spirodela intermedia, 1286 nucleotides long. NCBI's taxonomy places the organism in Eukaryota, Viridiplantae, Streptophyta, Magnoliopsida, Alismatales, Araceae. The record is from the annotation of a GenBank genome assembly.